Molecule: messenger RNA, 6009 nt
Organism: Erpetoichthys calabaricus (reedfish)
Lineage: Eukaryota; Metazoa; Chordata; Cladistia; Polypteriformes; Polypteridae
Product: NACHT, LRR and PYD domains-containing protein 12-like
Exons: 16
Coding region: 584-4309 (1241 amino acids)
Cellular component (GO): cytoplasm
Molecular function (GO): protein binding
Source: RefSeq, a predicted model, not a curated record
UAAAUUUCAAUAAGAAAUAAGCUACUUACUGUAGUUUGAACAAAGCAUGUCGCUCAUCCCUGCUUUUUAAUGUGUGUGCUCAGAAGCAAUGAAUGGCAGAAAAUGGACCAGUGAGGGUAAAGAGGCAGAUGCUGAGCCACUGUGGCCACCACUCUGUGUGUGUCUGUAAUCUGAAGAAAGGCCCACACGUCAGUAUUGUAAUUGUGUCUGUUAAUAUCUGUUACUAAGGAGCACUGGGUGGUAAAGUGGCCCCCUUGACUGAUGAAGACUCACUAGACUGCAUUCCUGUUUGUUACUUCAUUCACAAACCUACACUUCCUGGUUACAGUGUGUUUGUAAUGUAGAAGAGCAGCCAGAGAGCUGAGAGACAAGUCGAGUCCUGCUGCAGUCUCAGGUUUGGCCUCACAACUGACAAUGCCUGCCGAAGUCGAGGGGCCGCAGCGGCAUAUUGAAUAAAGUCACAUUGUCAGUUCAUGGGACAUCAGGGACAUAAACAGUCCUAGCCUGCUGAGAGCUCACCUGAACUUUGGUGAAAGGAGCCUUUAGAAGAAACAAACAGUCAUUUAAACCACAAAACCUAAAGAUGAGUGAAGACGGCUUGAGUGGGAAGAUUGUGUCAAUGAUCUCCAUUGUAGGAAGAUCUGAGAAAGACAUUGCUGCCCUGUCUGGUUUAAAACAAAAGUUUCCUAAAGUAAUCCAAACCUUCUCUCAUGAGGAUCUACUCAAAAUCACCGAGUUCUACAAGCCCCACCUGGCUUAUGUGAUUGAAUACGACAUCAGGAGUAUCCUGCAGAACCUGGCCACCAAGAACAUCCUCACCAACGAUGAGGCCAAGAGAUUUAAAGCCAGAGAAGAAAGAGAGGGGCGAGCAGGUGUGGAGUCCUUCAUCAGUGACAUAAUGAAGAGGGACAGUGUGGUACUGGUGAGCCUGUGGGUGGCACUGGCUGAAGAACUUGUGAGAUUUCCAUCACCAAAUCUGACAAGAAUACUGAAGGAGGUGACAGACGGUGGACCAGACCUCUUGAUGAACAUUCAGGCCAGUCUCCAGCCCACUCCCACUGAUGUUCGUAUUAAAGGUCUCCAUGAGACACACAGAGGUGGUGUGUCUGAAUCUACAAGAACUCUGGAGGAUCAGGCAUCUCCUGGAGAUCCACAAUUCAGAGCUGUGGGCUUUGAGACUCGAUACACAGAGCUGAUGGUCUUUAAACAAUUCAAAAGAACUUACAGUGAGAGGCACCAUGAACUUGAGAAAAUGGGGAGAACUCAUGCAGAGCUAAUAGAGAGGCGGACAAAAGAGAAAUGUGAGCGAAUCUGGACUGAGCAGCUUUUUAGGAGGAGUCCUGGAAGUGAGACAGACCCUAACAUUGUAGUGGUCAGUGGGGUGGCUGGAAUUGGGAAGACCACCAUGGUCCAGAAGAUCAUGUUUGACUGGGCCAGAGGCACUCAGUACCAGAGGUUUGCAUUUGUGUUCCUAUUUAAAUUCAGGGAGCUCAACCUCCUAGACACAGAGACAGAACCCCAGAUGCCUCUGACCAGGCUGAUUGUAAGGCACUAUAAAUAUCUCAAUGACCCAAGACUGAGAGAAAUCCUGAAGAAACCUGAAUCUCUCCUCUUUAUAUUUGAUGGACUGGAUGAGUACAAACACAAACUGGACUUUACACAGGAGAGACUCUGCUCAAACCCAGAGAAGGACUACUUUCCUGUACACUCCCUGGUCACCAGCCUGGUCAGAAGGACAUUACUGAAGGGCUGCACAGUCCUGAUAACAACCAGACCAACAGCCCUGGAGACCCUGGACAUGGAGAGAGUUGAUCGAUUUGCAGAGAUCUUGGGGUUCUUCCCUGAACAAAGGCUGAUGUACUUUAAGAAGUUCUUUGGUGAUGCUGAUCGAGGCUCUGAGGCUUUUCACUAUGUGGAGGAGAACGCCAUCCUGUACACCAUGUGCUUCAACCCCUCGUACUGCUGGAUUAUCUGCUCUGUGCUGAAAAGCCACUUCAUGAUACCUGAAGAAGAGCGAGGAGCUGCCCCCAGAACUGUCACUGAGCUCUUUGUGAUGUUCCUUCAUAACAUCCUCACCAAUCACAAGCGAGAAGGCAAGGACCAGCAGGGGAUUCUGAUCAAAGUAGGAAAGAUGGCUUAUCAUGGGUUGGUGAACAGGAAUCUUGUGUUUUAUGACAAGUUUGAGAUGUCCACCUUUGGUCUCCGGCCAGUUCUGUCCUCUCCAUUCCUCUCAGGGUUCCUCAAAGAAAUCCUUCAGAGAGAAAGCACUCUGGAGCACACGACGUACACAUUCUACCAUCUCACCCUGCAGGAGUUCAUGGCCGCCUGCUCCUUCUACCUCGAUCCAUCAGGGGGCAUUGAAGAGCUGCUUGAGAAGUUGGACUCAUGUGAAGAUGGCCGGUUUGAGAUUCUCACUCGAUUUUUAGCAGGACUGGCCAGAAAUUCUGUGUUUAAGACACUGGGGGGAGUCAUGGGAGAGUUUGAGAGGAAGACAGCAAAGCGAAUACUGGAGUGGGUGAAGAAGAAAGCUGAAGAGGCGCUACAGGUACGGGAUAACAGUGAAGCUCUACGAGUGUGUCAGUGGCUCUAUGAGACUCAGAAUAAGAGAUUAAUCAGAGAUGCCAUUGGGAAGGAUUUAAAGAUGGAGUUUAGUGAGAUGACUUUAUCUCCUCUAGACUGUGCUGUGCUGGGCUCUGUCAUCAGCUGCUGUGGAGAACUUGAGGAGAUCGACCUGUCAAACACAGAGCUCACCUCAGAGUGCAUCAUGAGACUGGCGCCGGGGCUCAUCUGCUGCAGACGUGUCAACCUGUCUCAAUGUGGUCUCACCUCCACAUGUUGCUCAGCUCUCUCCUCAGCUCUUUCCGCUCCACACUCACGACUGACUGAACUAAACCUGAGCAGCAGCAACAACAUGAAGGAUUCAGGAGUGAAUCACCUGUGUGAGGGGCUGAGGAGUGAAAACUGCAAAUUAGAGAAACUGAACCUCGAGUAUUGUCGUCUCACCUCCAGAUGUUGCUCAGCUCUCUCCUCAGCUCUUUCUGCUCCACACUCACGACUGACUGAACUGAACCUGAGCAACAACAACAACAUGGAGGACUCAGGAGUGGAUCAGCUGUGUGAGGGGCUGAGGAGUGACAACUGCAAAUUAGAGAAACUGAGCCUAUAUCGUUGUGGUCUCACCUCCAAAUGUUGCUCAGCUCUCUCCUCAGCUCUUUCUGCUUCACACUCACGACUGACUGAACUGAACCUGAGAGACAACAACAUGGAGGAUUCAGGAGUGGAUCAGCUGUGUGAGGGGCUGAGGAGUGAAAACUGCAAAUUAGAGAAUCUGAACCUGUCAUCAUGUCGUCUCACCUCCAGAUGUUGCUCAGCUCUCUCCUCAGCUCUUUCUUCUCCACACUCACGACUGACUGAACUGAACCUGAACGAAAACAACAUGGGGGAUUCAGGAGUGGAUCAGCUGUGUGAGGGGCUGAGGAGUGAAAACUGCAAAUUAGAGAAACUGAGCCUGUCUCGUUGUCGUCUCACCUCCAGAUGUUGCUCAGCUCUCUCCUCAGCUCUUUCUUCUCCACACUCACGACUGACUGAAAUGGACUUGAGCAUCAACAACAUGGAGGAUUCAGGAGUGGAUCAGCUGUGUGAGGGGCUGAGGAGUGAAAACUGCAAAUUAGAGAAACUGAACCUGUCUCGUUGUCGUCUCUCCUCCAGAUGUUGCUCAGCUCUCUCCUCAGCUCUUUCUGCUCCACACUCACGACUGACUGAACUGAAUCUGAGCAAAAACAACAUGGAGGAUUCAGGAGUGGAUCAGCUGUGUGAGGGGCUGAGGAGUGAAAACUGCAAAUUAGAGAAACUGAGCCUGUCUUAUUGUCGUCUCUCCUCCAGAUGUUGCUUAGCUCUCUCCUCAGCUCUUUCUGCUCCACACUCACGACUGACUGAACUGAACCUGAGCAACAACAACAACAUGGAGGAUUCAGGAGUGGAUCAGCUGUGUGAGGGGCUGAGGAGUGAAAACUGCAAAUUAGAGAAACUGAACCUGGAGUUAUGUGGUCUCACCUCCAGAUGUUCCUCAUCUCUCUCCUCAGUCCUCUCUUCUCCACAUUCACGAUUGACUAUGCUGGACCUGAGCGGCAACAAACUGGGAGAUUUAGGAGCUCAUCAGCUGUGUGAGGGUCUGCGGACCCCAAAAUGUAAAUUAGAGAAACUGCGGCUGUCUGGUAAUGAGAUCAGUGAGAGUGAAAUGAAGAACCUGAGGUCACUACAGGAGGAGCUGAACAGGACUGGACGGCAGGUGAAUAUCAGAAUAUGGUGAAGACAGGACAUGCUGAUCAACUGACCCCAGUGAUGGCGCCCCCUGUCCACUCCCUCUAAAUUCUCCUCUUUUUUCUUUUAUAAUCUCCUCAGCUCUCCUCCACAUUUAAUAAACUCUCCAUGUCCUCAUGUAAGCCUGUGUGCUUCUUCUUUAAACUCACUUGUACUUCUCCACCCUUUUCACCCUGAACUUGUCACUAAAUUUCACAAGUUCAGACCAGAGACCCCUGAGUUUCACCAGCCAGAGGACCACAGUGAGAAUUGUCCUGUAAAACCAGCUGGGGUCAGAAUCCCACUGAGGGGAGCAGCAGGAGCAAACAUGGAUGGACAGUCCAGUUGUAGGGUGAUGGAGAGUGAGGCCAAUCCUGGCAUUGGUGUCAAAUUCUGUAUAGGCACCGGGCCAUCACAGGUCAAGCUGAUGGUGGUCUGAGCAGAAACCUCAUAAACCUACUGCUCCUCAACAUCAUGUGGUGUUGUUGAACCCAUGUCUGCUCCUCUCCUUGUUCACUGCCUCAUUUGCACACAAUUCAUGUCAUCUUCUGUUUGUGACUGAACAGACUCUACCAUGUGCUGGUUUGGACUUCUGUGACACUUCAACACACACACGGCUCAGGUCUCUUUGUCUUCUUUGUCAUUCCCUAAUUGUCACCUCGCUGUCACCUUCACUCGUGUCCUCUUUAGAAAGCAGUGGCCUGAACAACUGAGCCAUUUUAAAAGAAAUGAGAGCAAAAGGACAAGAUGAGGAGAACUCAGGCCUGCUGGUCUAGAAAGUGCGAGGGACUGGCGGCCCACCCAGGGUUGAAUCUCAUGCAUUGAACCCGAUGUUGACCUUGAACUGGACUGAGUGGGUUCAGAAAAUACUGGAAUGGAGGACACCAAACACAUAAUAAGAAAUAAGAGUGGAACUGCGAUGACAGUCCAAUUACUGAGGGCCUGGAUGAUGGAGCAUGAGACCACAGAUUGAAGGUGGGCAUCUCCUGGACAGCUGAAUAAGGAGAAGAGUGUGGACAGAUGGACUUUGAGUGUGACAGAGGAGAAAAGACAGAGAGACAAACAAGGGUGCAUGAAGAAGAACUACAAAGAGAAAGAUGGUUAGAGAGACAGGAGAGAUAGGGGACAGAUGGGGACAGAAGGGGAGAGUCAAAUAGGACAAAGGGUGACAAUAAAUGGAGGAGAGAAGGAAGAGGCCAUUUUAAAGUGAAACAGAGGAAAAGCUGAGUCACAUCAGAAUGGAGCAGAGUCAGGGCCGGAUUAAGACCCUUAGAUGCCCUAAGCAUUAAGUAAUUUUGGUGCCCCCUUACACUAGUAAUUCAAAAUAUUAAAACAAUAACAAACUAGAAAAUAAAAUUUUAUUUUAUUAUCGAAAAUUCGAAAUUAAACAAAACAUACUUAUAGUAAGAAGGAAAAUAAUAUUUAUUUUUGUAUGCUUCAUUUUAUUUUUAUCUUAAUAAUUUUCUCCUACUUUUUUUCCUUGCAAACUCUUUGAUUAGAUCUUCAUAACAGAGAUAUGGCAUCCAGCCUGCCUUGAUGCAUAGUUGUUCUGAGGGGAUUUUUAAUAUAUUUCAACCGAGAAAAUGAACGCUCAGCUGAGCAGUUUGUGACCAUUAAUGUUAAAAAUAUAUGAAAGGCAUUGUCUACAUUUGGAAAAGCACACUCAAUAUUGUCUUGUAAAUUUAUUUUAUAAAGUUCUGCAUGACUGAA